Molecule: messenger RNA, 4289 nt
Organism: Ceratitis capitata (Mediterranean fruit fly)
Lineage: Eukaryota; Metazoa; Arthropoda; Insecta; Diptera; Tephritidae
Product: M-phase inducer phosphatase
Exons: 2
Coding region: 1487-3184 (565 amino acids)
Biological process (GO): G2/M transition of mitotic cell cycle; positive regulation of G2/MI transition of meiotic cell cycle; protein dephosphorylation
Cellular component (GO): cytoplasm; nucleus
Molecular function (GO): protein tyrosine phosphatase activity
Source: RefSeq, a predicted model, not a curated record
AAUUGUAGCACUUGUAGUAUCGUCUUUUCCCAGAAUAUCCUUAUUUUUGUUGCUGCAUGUUUCUUUUUGUCUUAACAUUUUUCACAUACCAAAUCAGUGCAUCCUUGUUACACUGCAUUUGGCUGCAUCUGAUAUGGUGUCAAUCGUUGCGAGUCACUCGAUCAGCUGACUAGGCCCACUCAGGACAGGACGAUUGUAAGAUCUGAACGAAUAUUUGAUAUUUAAUGUGUGUAGCUAGAGUGAGAGGAAUAUUGAUAUUUAAGUACAAAAGUGCAUUCAUCCAUCUAAAUGACUGCAAGGCCACAAGGAGGUAUAAGUUGCAAGAAGAUAUCUGGCUGGGUACCUUGGCGCCAUAUGCGAUGCUGGCAUAAGAAAUCAAAGCAUCCUUUUCGCCUUUCGCGCAAUUUUCAUCACUUUCCUCUGAGUUGCUUGCCAUUUCCACUUGUUCGCACCUAUUCGGUGGUGUUUCUCUUUCAUUUCCGCUCAUUGCUGUUGCACUCGUCGCUCCAUUGCAGAUCUUGAGUAUUUGAGUGUAUUUCGGUAUACUGCUCUCUUCAGAGACCUACCACUUUUUUUAUUGCCGGCGAAUUGUUAUUGUAACCUUGUCGUUCUUUGUUUUCGCGCUCUUCUUCUCGUUUAAGAAGCAUUACAUUGUUGGUGCACUAGUAGCAGCGGUGCAUUUCCCCCUCUUCGGUGAGCAGCGAAAUUGAGUGGUUAAUGUAGAAUAGAGCGCGCGUAAAAUUUGGUAUAAAAGCGGCCACGGAGUGCUGAGCGAGUUAGUUCGAGUUUUUGCUUUGUGGUUUUCGUGUAAAUUCACAAGUUCGCUUAGUGCGCUUGGCCGUCCGCCUGAUCACAAAAAUAAAUAAAUAUACAUCGGUUGAUCAUUUCUACUAGUGGUUUUAUAUACAUAACAAAAAGAACAAAUGCAAGAAUAUUUGGAAAACAAGAGCAAUAAACAACAAAAACGAUACGGGACUAAAAGCAAUAUUGGAUUAAAUAUUAAUCGAAAAAUGCUAGAAAGUAUAUGUGUGUUAUCAAUAAGUACUUAAAAGUGAACUAUUUCGAAUAGAAAAAAGUUAAGACAAAAGUGACGGACAUUUUUUUUUGUUAACAAAAAGGUACCAAGAAUUUGAAUUCUUUUUACUAAAGAAGUGCAAAAAUUAUAAAACCCAUUGGCCGGAAUAAAAGACUGCAAUAAAAAGCUAAGCGAGGAAAUCAGCGAAGCCAAGUAAAAUAAAGAAAAUGCAGCAACAAUUUUAAAAUUCUAACGCAAAAAUCGACAACUCUAAAUGUGAGUGAAGCAGCUUAAGCUUAACGAAGGAGCUUAAAGCAAAUAAGUUCAGCUACCGGACAAGAAGUUGUAUAAAAGCAAUUUUCUCGAGCUCUAUACCUUUAAGCAAUAAGUAGAAUUAACGCCCGACAUUAAGGUGUCGAAAAUUUUAGAAACUUAAUUAAGUACAAACUCAUCAGAAAACAACGCUACAAAAUGUUUUGGGAUACAAUUUCCGAAGAAACCAAUGGAGAUAUCGGCAUGGAAUAUUCAAGUUGUCAAAUGCCGCAAGAUUUAAAUACACUCGCAGCCGCUGUCAGUGCCAGCAGCCCCAGCGCUGGCCGUCAAUGCCACCAACUCAACGCAUUGAAUCGAUCUUUGAAGGACAUGGCUGUCGAUAAUGGUAUGUCUUUUUAUGAGGACGACGAAAAUCUACAUAUCUUGCGUUCAAAUUCGGUGGAAAUGCCGCGUUUGCUGUCACCGGAGGGAUCGCCAUGCCGUUUCCAAAUUUUGCCCAAACAAAAAAGUCCUGAUGCCCAUAACAACAGUGAUUUGCAGCGACCUCUGCGUCAAUCGUACACAUCACGCCUACAGAAGCUACAACACAACAGCGCUCAGAGCAGCAGUACAACAGCAAGAACACAGCAGACCACAUCACCAAGAAACUUGCGUAUUUUUCACAGCCUCUCAUCCGGUUCGAUGUGCUCAUCGUCGAUGGAUGAUGAAUACAUGGAUCUCUUCGAAAUGGAAUCUUUUGAGAACUCAAUUAUGCCAGCAAAUACCGCCAUGCCGAAAGUGCCAAGUCAUCUGGAUUCAUUGUUUGUCGGUCAAAUAAAAAAUAUAAAUUCACCCGCCCAUCGUCCACUUCAGCAGCCAAAUUUUAUGGAUGAAAUGAGAACACCUGAGAUGCGUCGCCCACCAGUGCGUCGUUGCUUGAGCAUGACUGAUAACUGCCUGCCAUCGCCCAGAACACCGGAGACGGUGCUCAAGCAAGUGCAAGAAGUAGCUGUCAGUCCGUAUGGGCUCAAAUUGCUGACAACGGAACGUAAUAAUAGUAACAUUAACUAUUGCUUCAAGCGUCCCGAUCCGCCAUCUAUGAAUAAUUCACCUUUGCAAAUCAAACGUUAUCGCAUUGAGGCUGAAAAGGAGAAUCUUAAUGACUCUUUAACCGCUCUCUUACCAACACUGCCCGCGCCACAACCCAAACCAAGUCAUCCACCGCCAUUGCGCAAGUGCAUGUCGAUGAAUGAUGCCGAAAUAAUGUCGGCGCUAGCACGUUCCGAGGACAAAGAUGAGCCUGUGCUCAUCGGUGAUUUCAGCAAGCCAUAUGUGCUGCCAUUGAUGGAAGGACGUCAUCGUGAUCUGAAAUCAAUCUCUUGCGAGACAAUGGCACGUUUGCUACGUGGCGAUUUUAAUGAUGUUGUCGCCAACUAUCGCAUCAUUGACUGUCGCUAUCCAUACGAAUACGAGGGCGGACACAUACGCGGCGCUCAAAAUCUAUACACACAUGAGCAGAUACUCGAAGAAUUCAAAACGCAACAAAAGACUGAAAUGGAUCAAUGCAAUGCAGCAACUGAUAACCGACGCAACAUACUCAUUUUCCAUUGUGAAUUUUCUUCAGAGCGCGGACCAAAAUUAUCACGAUUUUUACGCAGCACCGACCGUGAACGCAACACCAAUUGCUAUCCCUCGCUCGACUAUCCCGAAAUCUAUUUGCUGCAUAACGGCUACAAAGAAUUCUUUGAAAAUCAUUCAGAGCUCUGUGAUCCCAUUGACUACCGGCCAAUGUUGGAACCUGCAUACAAUAGCGCAUACCGUCACUUUCGCGCCAAGACAAAGUCAUGGACGGGCGAUAAUGGUUUGGGCGGUACAACAGGACGUCUAAAGAAGUCCCGUUCACGGCUAAUGCUGUAAGUGCUGUGUGUUGUGGUACGUUACAGCAGUAGCUUAAGCAGAAAUUGGAAUGUAGAAGAAGCACUUGAGUCAGAUACCGACAAUACAUUGGUUAAAAACCAAACGCAUUGUUGUAAAUUGGUCGCCGCAUCGUCUGUUACUGCGCAGCAAGUGGACGUGACAGCGCGAGUGUGACGUGAGAAGAAUAGGGUUGGGAGAGCAGGAAAAAUUCAUGAAAGCAGUACAAAUUUAAAAGAAUAGAAAAAACAAGCCCAGCUUUAACUAACGCGAAUCCAAAAUAUGAAAGUUCAAAUUUAGUAAUCCACUAUAUUUGAGAUUGGCACCCCAGCGCCAAUUCGCAUUAGGAUUUAGGCGCAGUAGCAUAUAUAUAUAUAUAUAUACACACACACACGCACACUUCAUAUUACACGAAUGCAAUUACUUGCAAUUGUCAACAUAUUCACCACACCUACUCCUACAUAUGUAAACAUAUCACCAUAUCACCACAGUCCAAUCAUUCAUACACCUUGUUGUUGUUGAAACUUUUAUUCGAUGUUUUAAGUCCAAUUCGGAUUUUAUUUUUAUAGAAAUAUUUUUUAAAGUAUUGAAAUGAAUUGAAAAAAAAAAAUAAUAAUAAUAUUUCACCAAACUACACGUGUGUGCAUCAUCGACUGCACGCCAGUGUUCAUGCGUGAGUGUGCGUGUAUGUGCGUACAUAAUGUACAUAUACAUAUAUGUAUGUGAAUAAGUACAAUAUUUAAGAGAAUGAAAGACACGAUUUUCUCAAGUCUAAGUCACCGGGCGAAGAGCACCUUAGCAAUGCAGAUUUAAAUGCAGUCCAGUGCGUGCAUGUGUGCACGUGUGCACGAGUUUGCGUUUGUGCCACCAAUAUGUAAAUAUGUCUUAAAAGUAUGUCUGUUUGUAUGGUAUAAAAAAAGGUUUGCGAGAAAACUUAAAAAAAAAGUUUAUAUAUAUAUAUAUUUAAUUUAUUUGCUAUGAUAGCUUUAGUUAGCAUAAUUUAAUAAUUUAAUUGCUGUUGAAUGUUUGGAGUGGCGGCGCAAACAAACACACAUACGCACACGAGCACGUACGCAGACAGUUAUGUAUAUAAAAGCAUGCUCACGCA